Aspergillus nomiae NRRL 13137 is the source of this 753-nucleotide messenger RNA. RefSeq lists its product as uncharacterized. Gene Ontology annotation, cellular component: mitochondrion. Gene Ontology annotation, biological process: mitochondrial fission. The transcript has 2 exons. The record is from RefSeq and is a predicted model, not a curated record. Bases 10 to 753 code for a protein of 247 amino acids. Lineage: Eukaryota; Fungi; Ascomycota; Eurotiomycetes; Eurotiales; Aspergillaceae.
CAUGUCCCUAUGCCCUUGGAUUCACCUUCUAUGUAUGAUACAAAUGCUAAAAUAGUAGACAGCUCACCAGGCGCACCCCUCACUCCAUAUCGAUAUAUCGCCUAUACCUCCCAAGUUCGGACUAUAUUUCACGCUGCUCGGCGAUAUGCCACCCGUGCUUGCAGUAUGACAGAAAGUUUCCGAUCUGUUGAGCGCCCAUACCUGACUCGUGGAGUUUCCGCCGUCUCGUGGGCGUAUGCAAUUUAUAAUGUAGUACAUGAAGGCCACCAGGCAUAUUUGCGAAACCGUGACGUUCUUGCGCCGCCGAGCAAGGCAUAUAUGGACGCGCGGGACUCAAACAUCCCGUUAGUUCCUAGGCAAACCGUAGUGGUCAAUGCCCCCAAGUCGUCCACACUGGCACUUGAGGGUCAGAACGCAGGCUGGGACGAUGACGAUGGUUGUGUGGACAGUCUGGAACCCUGGCCGGACAGGCACAUUCCCCUGGCUGAUGACUACCGCUUCAUCAUGGUAAAGCAAGCAAUCUUCCAAGGUCUAGCAAGCAUCGGCCUGCCCACUUUCACAAUACACAGGAUUGUCAAGUAUUCCGGAAGGUAUCUAGGGCGACGAAAGACAUUAUUGGCACGGUCUUGUAUGCCCGUUGGAAUGGGUUUAUUCGCCGUCCCAUUUCUUCCGUAUAUCUUCGAUGGGCCUGUUCAUAAUCUUAUCGAGAUGGUUUCUAGCGUGGCGAUCUACACUCUCAGCGACAGGAAAUAG